Molecule: messenger RNA, 1077 nt
Organism: Brassica oleracea var. oleracea
Lineage: Eukaryota; Viridiplantae; Streptophyta; Magnoliopsida; Brassicales; Brassicaceae
Product: carboxy-terminal domain RNA polymerase II polypeptide A small phosphatase 2-like
Exons: 6
Coding region: 119-1033 (304 amino acids)
Molecular function (GO): phosphoprotein phosphatase activity
Source: RefSeq, a predicted model, not a curated record
CCCAAAGUGAGAGCCCAAACUUUGAUUGUCUCAUCUUCUUCCUCAGGUUCCUCGUUUCACCAAAAGCUUUGUUAGUCUCCAUCCUUCUCCCUCCCUCUGGAUCAAAGCGGUCCGAGUCAUGGAAGAACUAAGUCAAACCGAUGUUGUUUACUCGCCACGGUCGUCGCUUCAACUGUGGAAUGUUUUUGUCAACUGGCUCGAUUUUUUCUACCAGUUCUUUCUUAAGAUCCUCCGUCCCCUCGCUCACCACCCUUUUCUCUCUUCCAAAGCCAUCUCCGAUGGGUUUAAGCCCUUGCCGGUCAUCGAGUUACCGGAGAUGGCGGCGGAACCACCCGUCACCACCAUAGAAAUCGCCUCCGGGAGAACUUCUAGCGAAGGAGAAGUCGGCAGCAUCCAGAGACUCAUGGUAGUUCUGGACUUGGAUGAGACAUUGGUUAGUGCGUAUGAGACAUCUAGUCUACCUGAUAAUUUACGUACACAAGCUAUUGAAGCUGGAUUAAAGUGGUUUGAGCUGGAGUGCAUAUCAUCAACAAAGGAAUGCAAUGGGGAACCUAAAAUCAAUUAUGUUACAGUGUUUGAACGUCCAGGGUUACAUGAAUUCUUAGAGAAACUCAGCCAAUUUGCACAUCUUAUUGUAUUUACCGCUGGUCUUGAAGAUUAUGCAAGACCGCUUGUGGACAAAAUAGAUACGAAGCAUGUAUUGAACGAGAGGCUGUAUCGACCUUGUACUGUCAGCACGCAAUAUCGAGAUCACGUGAAGGAUCUACUAUGCACAUCAAAGAAUAUGUGUAGGACAGUUAUAGUAGACAACAAUCCUUACAGUUUUCUAUUACAACCUCUAAACGGGAUUCCAUGUGUUCCGUUUUCCGCUGAACAGCCACAUGAUACUCAGCUACUGGACAUUAUUCUCCCGCUUCUUAAGCAACUUUCAGGAGAAGAGGAUGUAAGAGGAGCUCUUUACGAUAGAUUCCACAUGCCUGAAUGGUUCGAAAAGCAAGGCAUACCAAGGUCAUGCUGGACAUCAUCGCAAUAGCUCACAGUGGAAAAUGUGUUGAUAAGUCUGCUUGGACAGUUGGA